This is a messenger RNA of Myxocyprinus asiaticus (Chinese sucker), 10765 nucleotides long. Its product is annotated as homeobox protein cut-like 1. The transcript has 25 exons. Gene Ontology annotation, biological process: regulation of DNA-templated transcription. The record is from RefSeq and is a predicted model, not a curated record. Gene Ontology annotation, molecular function: DNA-binding transcription factor activity, RNA polymerase II-specific; DNA binding. Lineage: Eukaryota; Metazoa; Chordata; Actinopteri; Cypriniformes; Catostomidae. The coding region runs from base 1321 to 5769 and encodes 1482 amino acids.
ACACACACACACACACACACACACAUAUAUAUAUAUAUAUAUAUAUAUGCUACAAAUUACAUUUAAAUGAUCAAUUAAUUAAAUAAAUAUUACAUACCAAUAACAUGUGUAUUAUAUAUUAAUAUAUUAUAUUAAUUACUUAAUGUGGUUAAUAGAAUAUUACUUGUAAAUAUUAUAUUACAAUUAUUACUUGAAUGUAUUAUUUUAAGUGAUACAAACUUAUAUUAAUAUUACAUACACACGCUUUUACAUAUAUACUGUAUAUUAUAAACGUAAACAAUACAUAAACGGCGAAUUGGUUUUCAUCACUAAUUGUGAUAAUUAAUACGAUUACAUUGGCUCAUUACAUCAUUGUACUAUGUACGGGUGAACAAUGAGGUGAGACAGUACUACACAAACCCGAUAGAGGGCGCUCCUCUCCAAAUUCAAGUUCAAAAGCAGUAUUUAUGAUUCAUCAGGAAUCGAUCGGACAACGGUUUAUGUUAUAACAUCAAAUCAACCAAUGCCACCAUCUUAAAUACCGUCCAUUACCGACUAAAAUACACAUUGUUCAAUAUUUCUAUUGUGAUCAGUUAGGUUGCAUCUGGUUUUAUUUAGGCUAAGAAUGCCCGUAAAAUCAAUAAUAUGUAUUGGUAUACAGUAGAUUGGUUUUAUAAUACAAGCAGAUGGUAGCUGAGCACGCGGACGACCAACAGCAAAACAUUAUAACAAAGGAGGACACAGCUAAUUUCUCAAAAUAUGUAAUAUUGAUGUAAUUUCGAAAGAAAAACAAAUAAGGCUCAAAAUCAAUCCAUUCUGAAAUCAAUGUAUCAGGUGCAGGAAUACAACAACAGGCCAGCAAAAAAUAUGACAAAAAAUAAAAAGACCCCAGCUAUACAUAGCGUUUGUGCUGCUUGCGUCACCGGAUCCGAUCCGUGUAUCGCACAGCGCCACGGAUCACGCAAUAUCUAUAGUGAUGAAAAAUCUAUAACCGUAAACUCUUCUCUCAUAACGGAUGAAAACGUAUCCAACCUCCCCCUCCCCGUUCCUGCGCCAUGGGGAGCAUGAUUAGAAACACGGAAACUCCAUCCCGCGUUUUCUGACUUGUAUUUAGGAUGCCACCUUGGUCUCAAUAAUUGUUUUCAGUAGCCCUAUUCAAUAUAUCGCAGGUUGGCGGUCGAUAACUCCGUUCCGCGCGCGCCCGCGCUGUUCGAUCGACUCCGCUCCGUGUUUUGCGCGCGCUCCCCCGCCUUUCUCUCUCUCGCGCUCUGAGAGAAGUGAACUCCAGCCCCUCUCGCGCUCGCUCUAUCAGCCUUUCAUUCCGUCUCAAUAUGUCUCAAGAUGGCGGCCAAUGCGGGAUCGAUGUUUCAAUAUUGGAAACGCUUUGAUUUGCAGCAGCUCCAGAAAGAACUGGAUGCCACUGCCACAGCCCUGGCCAACAGACAGGAUGAAAGUGAGCAGUCCAGGAAAAAACUCAUCGACCAAAGCCGCGAGUUCAAGAAGAGUACUCCAGAGGAUUUGCGUAAACAGAUAGCUCCUUUGCUGAAGGGCUUCCAAGCUGAGAUUGACGCCUUGAGUAAAAGAAGUAAAGAAUCAGAGGCUGCUUUCCUCAACGUGUACAAGAGAUUAGUCGAUGUCCCAGAUCCUGUCUCAGCUCUGGAGGCAGCUCAGCAGCUCCAGGUGACUGUACGGAAGAUGCACGACUUGGAGACAGAAAAUCAGAGGCUCAAAGACACACUACAAGAGUACGAACGCGAGAUUGCAGAGGUUAAAAACCAAGAAGGCACUAUUAAAGCACUUAAAGAGAAACUGGAGCAAUAUGAGCGUUCUCUGCAGGCCAAGAACACAGAGGAACCUCCUGAUCAGAACCGAACAGAAAGAGAGGAGAGAGACGACAAAGGGGAAAAUCUUCCUAACAACUAUGCAGACAAGGAGAGUCAGCCACAGGAGAGCCAGGACAGCAGGACAGAGGACUUGGACAUAAAAACUCAGUCCUUACAAACAGCACUUGAAGCAACUCAGGCAGAACUCCACGAACUGAAGACAAAAUAUGAUGAAGAAUCCACAGCAAAGGCCAAUGAGAUUGAAGCGGUGAUGACAGAUUUGGAACGAGCCAAUCAGAGGGCUGAGGCAGCAGAGAGGGAGGCUGUGAGUCUGAGAGAGCAGCUCAGUUCAGCCAGCAAGACCCUCCAACCAACCAAUCAGAUCCGGAAAACAGCGGAUACGGAGAAGUCUCUGGAGGCGCUGUCUUGCAGCAGUCUGGAGGCAGAACUGGGUGUGAAGGAGAGGGAGGUGGAUCGCUUGGCAGAGGACGUUCAGAGACUCCAGGCCAGUCUGGCCCAACUCAGCGAGACCUCCACCAAUCAGAUCAGCCAGCUCGAGCAGCAGCUGAGCUCCAAAGAGGCCCUGCUAAAGCAACUUGAAGAAAAGCUUCAAGAUCAGUCAGACUAUGAGGAGAUCAAACGAGAACUCUGCACCCUGAAAUCUAUGGAGCACAAUUCAUCAGAUCACUCUUCAGUACAGGACUCUUCCAAGCCGUUAGAGAUGUUGCUGAUGGGGAAAGACCACAGCCAGCUGUCAGACAGCGCUUUGAAACGACUGGCCAAUAGUGGAGCAUUGGGACGGAAAAGUAAAGAAACGAGCAUGGAAAACCCUCAGCGUCUUCCUGCCACUCCGGUCCCCACCACGCUCCAGGGGUCUCCUCCUCCCCCCUCCCCUCAGCUGUUGAUGAGGACAGGCACCGCUACCUCCGAAUCUGCUGCCAGUGCCAACGGUACCCACCCCUUCUCCCCCACAGGCAUGGGGCCAGACUUCUUCACUCCAGGCAUGGCCAGCGUGGGUGCCACGUUCCCCCCGCUGGCUGGUAAAAUGGCACUCAACUCCCUCCUUCAGAGGCAGCUCAUGCAAUCCAUCUACACCAAAGCCCUCCAAGACCCCUCUCCCAGUUCCGUGCUGUUCGGGCCGCCCCAUUAUGCUACAACCAACUCUCUCUCCAGCCCCCUACCGCCUCAGUCAGCAGGCAGCCCAGAGGUCAAUGGUAUGGCACCUUCUCCCAGCCAAUCAGAGGGCGCGGGCAGCACAUCAGAAGGCGAGGAAAUGGACACGGCGGAGAUCGCCCGACAGGUCAAGGAGCAGCUGAUCAAACAUAAUAUUGGCCAGCGUGUGUUCGGUCAUUACGUUCUGGGUCUGUCCCAAGGCUCGGUUAGUGAGAUUUUAGCCCGGCCCAAACCCUGGAGCAAGCUAACCAUCCGCGGCAAAGAGCCCUUUCAUAAGAUGAAGCUCUUCCUGUCUGAUGAGCAGAACAUACUGGCGCUGAGGAGCAUCCAGGGCAGGCAGAGAGAGAAUCCAGGCCAGAACCUGAACAGAGUGUUUCAGGAUGUUCCGAAGCGAAGAACCGGCUCGGAAGGCUCCACACGGCCAGGUAACAUCACCACACGCAUCCGCACACCUGAGACAGGCUCAGAUGAGGCAAUAAAGUCCAUCUUGGAGCAGGCCAAGAGAGAGUUACAAGUGCAGAAAGCAGACGGCGUGGGGGAGAGGCAACGGCGAUCAGGUUACCACAGAGGGUCGGGCAGCUAUUUCCAAAUAUAUGCACACAGUCUAAGACUUGUCGAAAGUGCUCAACCUCCGCCCUCCUCCAGCAACUCCGACGAAAACAUUCGCUCCAUCCUUGAGCAGGCUCGGAGAGAGAUGGAGGCCCAGCAGGUGGCCCUGGAGCCCGUACUGAAGGCCAGCUCCAUGGCCCCGACCGACCUCUCGCUCCUGGGCUCCAAGCUCUUGAGUUCCCCGCUAUCCACCCUCUCCUACACUCCUAUUGCUCAGUCUCUGAAGAAGCCCUCCACUUCCCCUCUCCUGGACUUCCACACCGGGGUGAAGAAGGAGAUGGGUGAGGUAGCCGUGUCAGAGAUGGGACUGGAUGGAGGGGUCAAGCUCGGUCGUCUCUCUGAGAGUGGAGGAGGUGUAGGUGGAGGUUCUUGGAGGGAGCACUGGUGGAGCUCUGGACUCUCUGAACGCCGUGGUACUGGGCAGCACUCUGUAAGCGAAGACGCCCACAAUCAUGAAGAUAGCAAGGAGAAGCUCCCUCGACUGGGGAGCACUGCGCCCAUGGCUCCUGCCUCUUCCCUGGAUUAUUGGAAGGACUGGCCCAGCUCAGAGUCACCCUACUCCCAGAGCUCAGAGCUCAGUUUGCAGAUGCCCAGUGGCAGCGAGACCCCUCAGAGCAGCCCACUGCCCUCCUCCUCACCUUUACUGUCCCUCCCCAAAGUCGCCAAACCUGUGGUGGCCCCGCUCACACCUGAGCAGUACGAGUACUAUAUGUACCAAGAAGUGGACACUGUGGAUCUCACGCAGCAGGUCAAAGACAAGCUGGCCAAGAAUGGCAUCUGUCAGCGGAUCUUUGGCGAAAAGGUGCUGGGCCUCUCUCAGGGGAGUGUAAGUGACAUGCUCUCUCGGCCGAAGCACUGGAGCAAGCUCACGCAGAAAGGAAGAGAGCCGUUUAUCCGCAUGCAGUUAUGGCUGAACGGAGAGCUGGGUCAGGCACUGCUGCCUAUGCCCGGACAGACACAAGAGAUUACCCCGAAGACCUCGGCCAGCUGUAGUCCUGCCCCAGAAUCCCCCCUCAGUUCAGCUGAGGAGUCUGUUAAAAGCCAGCAGGAGGAGCAGAUGUGCCGAGUGUCCAUCCAGGAGGCAAGCGAGACUUCUGAGUCGCAGCCCGGCACGCCUCUACCGUUACCUCUACCGGGACACGCGGGCCUCAGCAUACAAGAGAUGGUGGCCAUGUCGCCGGAGCUGGACACCUACACUAUCACCAAGAAAGUGAAAGAAGUUCUCACAGAUAACAACCUCGGUCAGCGUCUGUUCGGGGAGAGCAUCCUUGGUUUAACGCAGGGCUCCGUGUCUGAUCUGCUGGCCCGGCCCAAACCCUGGCACAAGCUCAGCUUGAAGGGCCGAGAGCCAUUUGUGCGGAUGCAGCUCUGGCUCAGUGACCCGCGGAAUGUGGAGAAACUCAUGGACAUGAAACGAAUGGAAAAGAAAGCUUACAUGAAGAGACGCCACAGCUCCAUUGGUGAGAGUCAUUCACUGGAGAGCGCUCUGUCAGGAAGUGACCUCACUCAGGGGGCCAGUCCCCAGCACCUAUCCCAGCUGCAGACGCAGCAGCAGCAGCAGCAGCCCCAGCUGAAGAAGCCCCGUGUGGUUCUGGCUCCAGAAGAGAAGGAAGCUCUGAAGAGAGCCUAUCAACAGAAGCCUUACCCCUCUCCUAAAACCAUCGAGGAGUUAGCGAGCCAACUCAACCUCAAAACCAGCACUGUCAUCAACUGGUUUCACAACUACAGGUCUCGAAUCCGGCGAGAGCUCUUUAUCGAGGAGAUCCAGGCGGCUGCUGGAGAAGGUGGAUCCCCUUCAACACGACCCGGGGGGAAAUCCGGUGGCGAGGGAGAAAACAGCUGCGAUGGCACCGAGUCCGACAGCACCGCGGAGGGUAGACCAAGUGGCUCUUCCGGCUCAGAUGAGCGCAAGGGCCUAUUAGAGAGCCCCGGCCUUAGCCACAGAGAGGAAGAGAGCGAGACAGAGUUCCCCAGCGCAUCGGGCACCAGCAGGCCGAGAGCCGGCAUAAUAGACUGCCUGUUCGGCAUUCCCGAGUCCAUAUCAGUGACGUCCACUGCCGUAACCCCUUUGCGAAACCCCAAGGACAACAGUCUGCGCAAGAAAAAGGCAGCCAACCUCAACAACAUCAUCCACCGGCUGGAGAAAGCAGCAAAUCGUGAUGAACCUCACGAAUGGGAGUUCUAAAAGGCUACGUGUUGUUUUAUAUGUCCUUCACUGAGCUUACCUGGCCAAGCCUGGUGCACACACACCACCGGUAAAACCAAGGGUUUUCCAUUUGCUGUUAAGAAGUGGGCUAUCAUGGACAGGACAAGAAAAGAAAAAAGAAGCGAGUUUUAGCCUGUUUUUUUUGUUUUUGUGAAGCACUUAAAGGCCCUGCUGGCCACAGGGCUGGAACACCAUUGGCUAAUGGUGAAGAAAAGACACAAAACUGAAAAGCACAGGAGAGGGAAGCGUUCCCACAAAAUAUUCUCAAGACUGGCGACAGUCACAAAAAUAUAUAUAUAUAAACACACACUAUAUCACAUUGUCUCUAUUUCUAGUAGAGGCGUUCUCAACAACAAGCUGAAUAACUGUUACAAUAAUUUAUCAGUUUUCGAGACUUUUGGGAGUUUCCUCUUUUGUAUCACGUAUGCUUCGGCCUGUCAGCAGAGACUAGUUCAAACCGGUUUCAAACCAAAAGUCAAGCAUUUUAAAGCAAGCGUUGGCUAAAGGAACACGGACAAACCCGUCCCACCCGCCUCACCCUCCCUACCCCAAGGAGGCCAUCCAAUGGCUAUGCAACCCUAGUACACAAUGGAUUCCACUAUUUUGGAACCAGCAUUAUUUUCACAGUUCGGAAACUUCUCGUAGGAGAGAAGAAAAUCCUUUUUAUAGCAAUUAAGUUGCCACCAAGAGAUUGCACAGUCAGUUGACUCUAAACAGCACUCAUUUUGGUUUUACACACCUUUUGGUGUGCCAAUGGCCUAAAACAAAAAAACUAUAACACAUCACAAUAUCUGUCCGAAAUACUUGUAAUUAAGAAUCCACGUAAUCACACGAAACUCAUAUUAACUAUUGUUGUAAGGUCGACAAAAAGGUCCUAAUGGGAGAAAGGAGAAAUAUCGUAAUAGCUAACUUGAUAGCUAAAGUGAUAGUUAAGUGUCAGUUUUUAUCGUUAUUUAGGUCUCCUGUAAGGGUAGCGUUUGUUUAUUUUUCCAUAGCUUUAAUCUCCUCCUCGGCUUACGUUUUUAAGCUCGUUGGAGGACUUGUUUAAUAAAAUUCAUUUUAGGCCAAAACAAAGACAGAAACAGUGAAAAAAAAAAAAAAAAGGAUUUGUACAGUACUUUGAGUAAAUAUUCCUGGCGAGAUAUUUUUUAAAGAGAAUGAGCAAGCCUGAUUUUUAUCCUCUUAUAAUAGAACCAUACAUCAGAGACCUCUAACCACAUCGGGCGGUUUGGCCCAUAGAAUUGAAAUUCUAAUCCAAAAUCUAUUAAAUUCUAAUUCUAUGGUGUGGCCCUUGGCCACUGCACUGUAUGGGCUGUUCCUCCGUACCAGGGUAACGGACGCUGAGUGUGCUGGAAAACCAACCUACCACUCGUUCUAGUGCAAACUCUAAACUACUUCAGGUUUUUCCACCAGCUUCUCCAUUCACUGUUCACCCAAUACAAUGUUUUUCAUGGUGUCCUGAACAAACCUCGUCCCGGACAUAACCAAGUAUAUUCACGGCACACAUUUAUCCUCCAAAUGACUGGAAAAACAUGACCAAUUUCAUGUUACACCUUGAGCGAAAUGGACAUAUUUUGUUUUUGUUGUUUGUUUCUUUAUAUAACGGAGGACUGUUGAGACUUUUUCAUCCAUACUUCAUGUUAUCAUUUAAGGGGCUGUUCAGGCCGAACACGUUCUUGCGUAAAAAAAACCCCCAGCAAGACCCAGCGUAGAAAAUGUAAAAGAGGUGUCUCGAGACUAUUAACUUGACCCAACGUCUGGAAGUUGUUUGUGCGUGACAUGAGACAUGACGCAACGGUCAAGGACGUCCAUUAAGCGGAUGCUUACAUUGAAAAACAAUGGAAAACAACGUAGAAGAACGCAAAAGCGCAUUCUGUGUGAACAGCCCCAAACACAUACAGUACGAGAAAAUGUGUAGAUUGUGAAUGAAAAGCUCAACAAUUAACAUUAGUACCUAAAGGUGAAUCUGAAGUGUCGCUCAACACACGAAGACCCGCCCUCACACAGGUCAGAGGACGCAACAAAGACUUGCAUUUAACCCAGCUGUCAGCACACUUCUGCAGAAACGUUUUUCUCUACCGACACCUUUCACCUCUGGCCCUGGUGUCCAAUUGUUUGCAGAUGAUUUUGUGACGCGUGCUUCUGAGAAAAACCGCAGAUGGUGGUGCCACACGCUCGUCCUUGAAUACCAGAGUGUGAGGGUGUUUGUGUGUGUGUGACUGUUGACAAGAGCGAUCUAUAUUUGUAUAUUAUUACUACUGCUUGCCACAGGCAGUGCAAGCAAACACCUCCUCACGUCCCUAAGCUAUUUAGCAGUAAUGCGUCAUAUCACAUAGUACAUUUUAAGUUCUUUUUAUUUACACGCAUAAGAAAAACUAAUGGUAGAUUCUUUUUCUUUUUUUUUUUUUUCUUUUUUUGUUUGUUUGUUUGUUUGUUGGUGUGGUUUGCUUAUUUAUAGAUGCUGUCUUUUACAUAUUGAUGUCUUAUAUUGUUAUAUGUGUUUUUUGUAAUGGAAGGGACUGUAAAAGGUCAGGUUACAUAUUUUUAGACUAAUAGACUGCCGGCAGUAUUGGAUUACAUUUAAAUGAUGUACUUUUGAUACAUGUCUAUUGAUUAAUUCUGAAGAUUAUCAUUUUAUUUUAUUUUUAAUUCAUAUAUAUUUUACUCUGUCAGUGAGCUGGAUGAACACAGUUACUACGUUGACAAAGGAAGCAGAACUAUAUGUAUUGCAUUAAUGAUUUUAAGCAGUAAGCAUUUAGAUGUUUUAACACGAGAAAUCUUUAAAGAUGACAAUUCAAGAUGAAUUGUGUUUGGCUAUUUACUCUAUACAGUUAAUGCUCUUGAAUUAGGUUUUCAGGGAAAUAACCUGCGAACGACCUGAGAUUACAUUUAUUAUCGCAAUCAAGCUUAGUUGCUACAAUGAGCCAGUGAACAACUGGUAGUUAACGUCACUGAAAUUAGCUGUCGCUUUGAGCUGCACCUUGAGGAAUUUUUUUUUUUUUUUUUAGUAGGAAUGAAAUUCACUUGAUGUUGUUUGGUAAACUUGCAUUUGAAUUUUACGCCGGUGAAUCUUGGAGAACAAUGUCGGCUUAAAACUGGCCUUUUUUAAUGCGUGCCAAUGAAUGAUUCAAAUCAAAUUUGUCUCUUUUAGAGCUAAAAAGAAAAAAAGCACAGAUACAGAAACCAAUGUUUUUAUCGAAAUAUACAAAUAUGUUUAAGCCCGUGACUGUUUCUCAAACUUUCUCUCCACGUCUAACAUUGGAGUGCCUUCACUGAAAACUGUCCGCUACUAAUCACGUCUUUUUCCAUUCCAAAUACAGUAAGUGUUUAAAAACGAUUGGAAAUGUUGCGCGUCAGAUCAUACAACAUUUGAGCAAUUUUUGCCAGCAAGUUAAUAUUAAUAAGGUCUCAUCUAGUCUCAGGUCAUAGUAUUAUGUACUUUUAGGGUGUAUGGAUUGUUUUAUCUAAGAGAAAACAGCUGUCCCAGGAUUCAGGCUUGGUUAUUAAAACCAAAGUUUUUACAGUGGAAAUAUUGAUUGGUUAAAUUGUAAAAUAACACCACGCUUUUGUCCAAAAUGUCAUUUUAAUCAUGUCUAGGCGUUCAUUAGAUGUUUUGUUUUUUACCAUUUUGUCAUAUUUUAACAGUAAGUUCCCAAAUGGAAAUUCACAGAUUGAUUAAGCAUGUUGAAACUGUUGAAAUACAACAAUAUGGACCAAAUUGUCAAAACUUUUAACUUUCUGAUCACAACCAUAUGAUUUUAAUUGAACACAUAUAAAAAGGUUUUGGUGCACAUUCAAAUCUGGUGUUAAGAACGCUUUAUACAGAGUGUCUGUCACAUUGACUUUUUUCAAAACAUUCUCGCUGAAACAUUAUUGUUAGUAUCAUGGCAUGAAACACUUACUUUCAAAAUCUCUCAAUUCAGAUGUCCAGCACUUUGCUCUGUUUCUUUUUGCAAAUAUUUUUCUAUGGAAAGUAUUGCAGAUAAACUAAACACAUCAACAUACAACUGCACAGACAGCACGUUUAUAUGAUUUCUAAGAAAAAAAAAGAAAGAGAGAAAAAAUGAAAAACAAACAAACAAAAAAAAAGAUCAUCAUUAUGGAUAUUACAUUGGUAGUCACGAGUAGCAUUAAUGUAGAUAUUCGUCCGUAGCUUAGUUCGGUAGUGAUGUCAUAAUUGUUACCUCGUUUAUUCCCUCACACUUACAUCACUUCCUGAGACGGUAUGUUCUUUCUUCACCCGAGACAGUAUGUUCUGAACAGCCACAGUUUGUUUCAGUGUAUCCCAGAUGGAGAUUUUCACUUUUAUUUUUCUUCAAAGUCAUGUAAUUGUGUUACAUUUGAAGCUAGCAGGAUGAUUAUACAUGUGUCAAGUCAUCCUCAGCCAGAGCAACACUUUAUAACAAAAGUUAUUACGGCUCAUAAUGACAACAAUCUAUGGAAAUGGGAUUUCUCGGCAACGACAUUCGGAUCUCUUUCCGUUGUUGCUCUCUAUGCUGUAAAUGGGUAAUAUGAAGCCUUGUACAUCAAAAUAUUACAGGCAGCUCCCAACACAAGCUGGUUUCCUAUAGAUUCUCCUUAGGUCUCUCAAAGCUCAGGUAGAAACUCGGAUUAGCACAGUCCUUUUGUCCAUUAGUUUGUUGGUGACACUUUCCCUCUUACACCUGCUAACAACAGUUGUAUGGUUUAUUUUUCUAUGUGUCAUGGUUUUGAACCACAAGGUGGAGCUGAAUCCUCCAUUACCUGAAUAAAGACUCUUCCACUUUGUUCUCUUGGUAUGUAUUUAGUUUGGUUGUUUUUUUUUUUUCUUUUGUGUAUCAUCAUGUAGUCUUGUAUUCUGUUCCCAGCGCUGUUACAGUUCUAAUCCAAAAUGAAAAAAAGCAAUAUCACUGUUUGAAAUUCAUUAUUAUUAUUAUUCCUCAUUACCACCAUAGGUGUAUUAACUGAAGUAAAUAUCUUUUGUACAAACACAUAA